This is a messenger RNA of Peniophora sp. CBMAI 1063, 1092 nucleotides long. The record is from the annotation of a GenBank genome assembly. Lineage: Eukaryota; Fungi; Basidiomycota; Agaricomycetes; Russulales; Peniophoraceae.
AUGUCCUCCGAACCGACCCUCUUCACGCCAAUCAACCUCGGCGACCUCUCCCUCGCCCACCGCGUCGUCUUCGCCCCUCUCACCCGCUUCCGCGCCGACCCCGAGACUCGCACCGCAACGGACCUGUUCGUCGAGUACUACUCCCAGCGCGCGCACACGCCCGGGACGUACAUGAUCUCCGAGUCUCUACUCGUCACGCCCCAGCUGGCUGGGUACCCCGUGAUGCCGGGCUUCUGGACGGACGCACAGAUUCAGAGUUGGAAGAAGGUAGUCGACGCCGUCCACGCCAAAGGCUGCAAAAUCGCCAUCCAGAUCGCCGGCCUCGCGGGCGUAGCGUCCGCCGACUUCCUCAAAGCCCAAGGGCUAGAACACAUCGGCGUGUCCAGCUCGUCCCCUUUGACGCCCGACGCGCCUCCGCGUGCGAUGACCGUAGCUGAGAUUAAGGAGUUCGUGCAGCACUAUGCGCGCGCGGCUAAAGAUGGUAUCGAGAAAGCUGGUUUCGACGCGGUCGAGAUCCAUGCGUGCAACGGCGAUCCGUGCGAGGAGUUCCUCUCUACGAACUGGAACAAGCGUACGGACGAGUACGGCGGCUCGCCCGAGAACCGCGCGCGUUUCCUACUCGAGGUCGUCGACGCAGUCGCUCAAGCCGUCGGCAUCGGCAAAGUGGGCGUACGCAUCGGACCGUGGUCUCCAUUCAUGAACAUGCGCAUGCCAGAACCCGACAUCCUCUCCACCUACACCCACGUCGUCACCGCCCUCCACUCACGGAACAUCGCCUACCUGCACGUCAUCCAGCCGCGCAUCUCCGGCGGCGACGAAGUCGAGAUCGGCGCGCACGACAGCGACGACUUUGUCCGCGCGCUCUGGACCGGGUUGCCGUAUAUCACUGCGGGCGGAUUCACGAGGUCGACGGCGGUCGCGCGGGCUGAGACGUAUGAGAAUGAGCUUAUUUGUUUUGGGAGGUUGUUUAUAUCGAAUCCGGAUUUGGUUGAGAAGCUUAAGGAGGGGGCUCAGCUCACUCCGUACGAUCGGGACACGUUCUAUGCGGGAGGAGAGAAGGGUUACACGGAUUAUCCCUUUGGUCAGGCAUGA